Messenger RNA from Saprolegnia diclina VS20, 1701 nucleotides. RefSeq lists its product as hypothetical. The transcript has 8 exons. Gene Ontology annotation, molecular function: protein binding. The record is from RefSeq and is a predicted model, not a curated record. NCBI's taxonomy places the organism in Eukaryota, Oomycota, Saprolegniomycetes, Saprolegniales, Saprolegniaceae. Bases 1 to 1701 code for a protein of 566 amino acids.
AUGGAGGUCGUCCAGGCGACGCUGGCGCAUGCGAUCGCACCGUUCCCGGAAGAGCUCCGCGAGGCCUUGGUGGCCAAGUUUGAAGCCUACUACGAGGCGCCGGCAACGGCCAGCGUCGAGGAGGUGCUUCGGAAGCGGCUCACGGACGACCGUGCACGACAACUGCUCUUCGAGCCUACGGCCGCAGAUGGGCAGUGGUAUGCGGCGCUCGUGCAAGGGCCGCCGCAUGGCGCACCGGCAACGCACCCCUGCGCGAUCACGUGUCAGCGAUACUUGGCCAUGAUGUACCUCUGCCACGCCCAAGAAUGGUCGUUCGCCAGCGAGUUCAUCUUGCACGAUGGUCUCGUGACGCUCGUGAGCAUGUUUGACCACGAGGACAUCCACAUGCGUGGUCAAGCCCUCGACACGUUCACGCAGCUCACGAGCAAUCCUGCGUUCGACUGGUUCCAGCAGCCGACGACGUCGUUCGAGAAGGCACUACACCACAAGAUGCUCUUGCUGCCCAACAGCGCGUCGAUCGUGCAGCAGCUCGUGAGCAACCAGGCGACGCCCGAACUCUCGUUCUGCGCGCUCCAGAUCCUCGCAUUCUACAUGAGCUGGGUGCGCAAGCUGUAUACGAAAGGCGAGCUCCGCCUCAGCUCCGCCCUCUUGGCAUCCUUGGAGACAUGGACAACGAGCGCGUCGCCCGACGAAGCCGAGCUUGCGACCAACGUCUUUGCCGACUUUAACCGAUGGCCAGCCGCCGACGCCACGGCCAGCUUGAGCCUCGCCGGCGUCGAGUACCCGAGAGAGAUGCAACUUGUGCAGGAAGCGAGCGACGCGUUCAUGAACAAGGCCUUCGACCGUGUCCUCGAGCUCUGUACCGAUGUCUUGGACGGCGAUAACAACGCCGACGCCCUUCCGCCAGCCGAGCGCCAGCGCGCCUUUGCGCUCCGUGGGGCAGCGCACUUGGCCGCAGGCAACGCCCAGGCAGCCAUAGGGGACCUGCAGACCGGUUUGGAGCAUCCGCCGACGCCGAGCGAGCGUGGCCGUUGGGCGCUACAGCUCGCAGACGCCUUGACGCAGCUCGCGCAGUUGGACCGCGCUCUCUCGGUUCUCCACGAACACGUCGACGGCUGCGACGAGGCAAAGCCACUGCACGACGCCAUCCAGCGCCUCUCGGCCAUGAAAGCAGCGGCGCGGGCCAUGUCCAAGGACGCCAAAGAGCAGGCGCUUGUCGAAGCGCUCUUGCAGCGCAAACAUCCCAAGCCGGUGUCGGGUCCCAAGGACGCUGUUCUUGCACCUGCUCUGCCCAAGAAGGAGGGCACGGCGACUUCCAACAACCAAGAUGAGGUGUCGUCGGUACAUGCCAAGCCCAAGGCGGCUAUGGCAAAGAAGAAGCCGACCAAGCCGGUCUCGACGUCGAUGUCGGCGCAGCCCUUCUCGACGACGACCGGGCGACGGCUCUUGAAGGCCAAGGCGAACCCGGAUGCGAUGGCCAAGCUGCUUUCGAGUCUCCCACUCGACGAUUUCGAGCACGCGAUUGGCAGUGUCCUCUCGGAAGACAUGCUCGUUGGGCUUUUUCAAGGUCUUUGCUUGGUGCCUGCGUCGGUCGCCGCCUCGAUUGUGAGCUGCUUGGAGGCGACACCGCGCUACCACCUGACGCUGGACCUUGCGUCGCCGAACGUGCACGAGCUCCGUACGCAGCUGAUGCACCACUGA